Messenger RNA from Dothidotthia symphoricarpi CBS 119687, 972 nucleotides. RefSeq names its product glycoside hydrolase family 18 protein. The transcript has a single exon. The annotation marks the transcript as partial. The record is from RefSeq and is a predicted model, not a curated record. NCBI's taxonomy places the organism in Eukaryota, Fungi, Ascomycota, Dothideomycetes, Pleosporales, Dothidotthiaceae. Gene Ontology annotation, biological process: carbohydrate metabolic process. Gene Ontology annotation, molecular function: chitin binding.
CCAAGCCAGAUCGACACGUCUGGCCUGACUCAUUUGAUACUUUCCUUUGCUUCCAUCGACCCGACGACGUUCGCAGUUUCACCCACGCAUCCCGACGACGAAGAAGUGUACAAGCAGUUCCUCGCCCUUCCGGACCAUGUCGACAAAUACAUUGGUAUCGGCGGCUGGGAGUUCAGUGAUCCCUCUGAGCGUACUCAUCACACUUGGUCAGAGCUGGCAAGCUCCAAGGAGAACCGCAAGGCUUUCAUCGACUCGCUCAAGCAGUUCUUGGCCAAGUGGAACUUCCGCGGUGUCGACAUCGACUGGGAGUGGCCUGGCGCUGAGACCCGUGGCGGGAACCCGAGUGACAUGCGCAAUCACAUCGACCUCCUGGUCGAGCUUCGACAAGCUCUCGGUAGCAGCUGGGGGCUUUCUGUCGUUCUCCCCGCCCAGUAUCUGUACCUCAAGAACCUCGAUCCAAAGGCCCUCGAAGCUCAGGUUGACUUCUUCAAUGUCUUGGCCUACGAUCUCCACGGCGCCUGGGAUGCAAACGUACCCGGCUUGGGUUCUAUCAUUAAGCCACAUACUGAUCUAAAAGAAAUCGACGAAGCUCUUCGACUCCUCUGGUUCAACGAAGUCAGCCCCCAGAAGGUGAAUCUCGGCACUGCCAACUACGGUCGCGGGUACACAGUCGCAGACAAGAACUGCAUGUACUACGGUUGCCAAUUCACAGGUCCAUCCAAGGCCGGAAAGUGUACCGAUCUUGCUGGUGUACUUUCUACCUGUGAGAUCAAUCGCAUCAUCGGCGAGAAGGGCUUGAAGCCUCAAGUUAUCAGCGGUGGCGCAGGUGUGAAGGAAAUUUCCUGGGACGAUCAAUGGGUUAACUACGACGAUCAGCAGACCUUUGCCAUGAAGUUGGAAUUGGCCAACGACCGUUGCCUUGGUGGUACGGCUCUCUGGGCCGUCGACUAUGCUAUAUGUGAUGGAAGGUAA